Molecule: messenger RNA, 2452 nt
Organism: Bolinopsis microptera
Lineage: Eukaryota; Metazoa; Ctenophora; Tentaculata; Lobata; Bolinopsidae
Product: myelin expression factor 2-like
Exons: 10
Coding region: 14-1852 (612 amino acids)
Cellular component (GO): nucleus; cytoplasm
Molecular function (GO): mRNA binding
Source: RefSeq, a predicted model, not a curated record
UAGGAUAUAUAAGAUGGGAUCAGACAGGAGGAGAUCCCCUGACCGGGGUGGACGAGGUGGUCCCAUGAGAAACAACAGACGUAACGACAACCCUGGUGGACCCCGAAUGGUUCCCUACACUCCCAAGAGGAUCAAGGGUAGUCCCAAUAAGCGGUGUUAUGUCAACAACCUGCCUUACGAUCUCAAGUGGCAGCAGUUCAAAGACCACAUGAAAGAAGCUGGUAACGUUACAUUUGUGGAGUUGUUUGAAGACGAAGGUGGUAAGAGUAUGGGAUGUGGCCUGGUGGAGUACAGCACUCCCGAGGAAGCUAAGAAAGCUAUUGAGUCACUCAAUGAUUCCAAAGUCAACGGUCGCGAAGUCAAAGUUAAAGCUGACGAAGUAAGGUUCUACCCCAAAAUUCCUGACCCAAUUGGACCGCCUCCUCAAAUGGGUGGACAUGGACAUGGACACGGACACGGACAUGGUCCGAUGGGACCUGGGCCAAUGGGUCCCGGGCCAAUGCAUCCCAUGGAUAUGGGGCCUCCUCCUAUGCAACAACAAGCUGUCAGCAACGUCGUCUUCGUUAGCAACCUGGCCUACGAGAUCACACCCAAGUUCCUGCGAGACCAGUUCCGUGGAGCAGGCGAGAUACUGCGAGUAAAUCUGGAGCGAGACAAGGAAGGAAAGAGCAAAGGGUUCGGAACGGUCACGUACGCUUAUCCUGACAUGGCGCUCAGAUGUAUUGACAUGUUUAAUCAGAAGAGUAUCAAGGGACGCAGACUUAGUGUUCGACUGGACAAGUUGACUUCAGUCAGUGUACCGGGUCCUAUGGGACCAGGCCCUAUGGGUCCGGGUCCAAUGGGUCCAGGUCCUGGUCAUGGUCAUGGUCACCACAUGGGUCCAGGACCAAUGGGUCCAGGUCCUAUGGGUCCUGGACAUGGCCCAAUGGGUCCAUCCUCGAUGGGACCAGGCCCUAUGGGACCAGGUCCAAUGAACCAUGGCCAUGGUCACGGACCCAACCCUAUGGGACCGAGCCCAAUGGGAAGUUCACACCAAAUGGGUCCAGGACCAGUAGGUCACGGCUCGGGGAGUAUGGGACCCAGCAGUGGUUCAGGAGGUCCUGGACCUGUUGACCAGCCUAGUGGAUACGGACAGCAGUCUGGAGGUUACGGAGCUAGUCCUGCUGCUGGAUCUGACCAGCAGUCUAAACUACUACAGAGUAUUGGACUCGCAGCUAUCAGCUCCAUGCUAGGAGGCACAGCUAACCCUAUGUUAUCCAACUUGAUCAAUAGUGCGGGAGCUGCUGACGUCAGGGGUGGUUCCUCUAGUGCUCUAGAGAACCUUCUAGGAAGAGAUACCAUGGAAGGUCUGCUGAAGACGCAAAGUGUGGGAGGAUCAGCAGGUGGUGGUGGUGGAAGUGGUGGAACUAGCGGUGGUGGUGGAGGUGGUGGUUAUGGUGCUAGCUACUCUUCUAGCACCCCUUACGAGUCCUCUUCCCGAUCAGAACAUAAGGACUACUCCAGCAGUGGUCGGGAUCGUGAGGAGAGGAGAUCAGACCCGUACGGAGAGGCCAGGAGCUCUGGUAGACACAGUCCUGAUCGAUACAGCAACAAGUACCGAGAACAAGUCUCCUCUAAAAACCAGAUAUUUGUCAAAAACAUUCCCUUUAACAUUGGAACGCAACAACUCCGAGAUUACUUUAGACAUUGUGGUCACAUAGUUGAUUGCUCCAUUUUGAUGGAAAAGGAUGGUCGUAGCCGAGGGUGCGGCACUAUUAGAUUUGAAAGUGCAAGCGAUUGCGAGCGUGCAGUCAAUAUGUUCCACAGAUCCCAUCUACAAGGUCGAGAGAUCGAGGUCAGGCUUGACAUUUAGAUCUAGAUAGCAUCUAGAUAGUAUCCCGGAGAUCUUACACAAUACCCCCUACAUCUGGUAUCUUGUGGCAUCUUAUAUAUAUCCUCAAUCCUCAUCUGACGAUCUAUUUAUCAUAUACCUACCGAACAGUUCCGUAAAUUAAUCUUAUCUGAUAAGACUUGAAUCACAUAACUUUAUUGUUGCCGGACUGCUGUAACCAGUGUUUGAUGUUGUUUUACACGUUCCCCGCUGACACCUGUUUUUUUUCAUGAUCUUUAAAUCAUUAUUAUGUUUAAAAAGCUGAGUAUGUACAUAAUAUUUGUCAUGAGUUGGUCUCAUUAUUAUUAUAAGUACAAUUCUAUCAUUGCUGUACACUGAAGAUGUUAGAAUCUAGAUUCGUCUUCAUUUUUCUAUGUUAGAUAUGGUACAUUAGUUAACAUGACCGAUGAUGCAGUUGCGUUUUGAACGAAGUUGAGAAUUUUGAAGGAGUAACUCAAAACGUGUGUAUUGCUAUGAAAUUAAUAUUAUAUUGUAACAUUUAUUUUAUCUACGUUUAUAGUUAACAGUUAACUAAUCUAAAAUGUAUAACAUUCUUCACUAUUUUAAUAAUUCAUCCAUUUA